UUUGUUCGGUUCGACUUCGACCUGCUGAGGGCGAACAAGGGGCAGCACAUCUAUGCGAAGCACCGGGGGGACCCCGCAGUCAAGAAGAUCCCGCGGUUGUACGUCACCAAGAACGUGCAGAUGCCUACUCUGUUUACGGACACGGACGCCUUCCUGGCCACCGGCAUCCCCAAGGAGGUCCGCACGUGGUCGUGUCCGAUGCCUGGGUGUGACGUCGCCACCGCAGCCCCGCUGCUCACCCAGCCCGUGCGCACGCGGCUUUUGCGGCACCACUGGUCGACGGCUCACAAGGACGAGUUGGAGUAUGACAGUUUUUCGAACAAGAGCAUUGGUUUCAAUCAGUCUGCGACUCAGAAGGCCCACUGCCUGAUCGGCGUGGAGGCUAUGUGGAAGGAACGGACUGUGUCCAAAUGGCACGACAGACAGGUAAACGGCCACCACUUCAAGGUCGUGGAGCUCGGGUCGGCGAUCUGGGGCAAGGAGCAGAACAAGUCCCCCGCCGGCCGGACGCACCUGAACGGAGCGCCGUCGCGGCAGCGCACGUGCAUUCACUGCUUCGGCGUGUGGCCGAUGUGCCGCAACGGGGAGGAGGUCGCGAACUUCCGAUGCCAGGGCCUUGCCGACGGGGGCCUCAUCUGGCGCACCGAGAACCACCUCUGGAAGUGGCAUCACACCACAGUGGCAGACAGGACCGCCCUCAAGGAGCUCUGGGACCAGGGUCGCACGCCCAUGUCCUCGCAGCAGUGGGAGACGCUGUCCAAGGCGGCGGACUUGGUCGCGCAGACGCGGGCCGCGACGGAGCCGCAGCAGAUCCAGGACCUGGUGGUGCAGACGGUCGCGGCCAUCAACAGCCUCAGCGACGGGGACUUCACCAAGAAGGCGGUGGCGCAGCAGGCGGAGGCGGCCGCCGCGCCGCACGAGGCUGGCGAGCUCACUCUCGCCACUGCGAAUGUCAGUUCUUGGCACGCUCACAGCCGUGCUCUCCUCAACGCGGCUGUGCAGCACCAGUGUGAUGUCGUCAUGUUACAGGAGUGUCGCCUGACACAGAUGCAGCUCAUUACUCAGCAGUCCACGCUGCGCCAGUCCAGAUUUACUCUCUACAGAGGCACAUGGGCAGAGGAGGCAGGCGUCCACCACUCGGCUUCACGGGAAUGCGUCGGUGGGCUUUGCUUUCUUGUUCACAAUGACUGUCAAUUUCGUUUGAUUGAUUCUGCGCGCAUGCCCGGCGGGGAGGCGGCCAUCGGCGUCGUAACGGCCGGCUCCUUCACCACUGUCGUGGGCAACGUGCACAGGCGGUCAGCUUCCUCCGAUGCUGAAAAGCUGGCGCUGGAGGAAUGGAUACAAGGAGUACUGGCCACGUGGAACUCCGACCAGACCGUUUUCUUGGGGGGUGACUUCAACGAGCUCCCGCACCGGGUCGAUAUGGAAAAGAUGUGUGGCGGCAGCUUCCGCGUGGUGGCAGGCAUGCGGCCGACCCGGCGCCAAGGGAAUCGUAACAUAGAUUACUUCGUGGUGCGGGCUCGUGGGGGCCUCCGCGCAACAGUCUCUGAUGUUCCGAUUGCAGAUCACUGCCUCGUCUACAUGAACAUCCCCGCUUCGGGGCUCACGAUCGACAGAGGCAUGCAAUGGGAAAGGGCAGAGAGCGCUCUGCGCGUUGCCUCGGACACGCCGGCCGCCAAGGGUUGGAAGCACCAGUCCAAGAUUCGGGAGCGCCCGAAGCCGUCGGACAUCCUGCCGAGCAGCCUGCAGCUCUCGCCGGAGGAGGACAUGCUGCGCUGGCACGUGGCCCUGGACGAGGACUGCUCGCGGAGGUCAUGGGCAGAGCGGCAGCAAUUCCAGAAAGAAGAGGCCACCCUGCGCCGGAGGCUCGCCCUCCCUUCCGACGCCGCUUUUCGGGCAAGGCGGAAGGCUGCCGACAAGCGGCUGCGCGACAUGCUGUCGAAGGAAGAGAACGAGCGACUGGCCGCCUGGCGCCGGAAGCUGAACGACAUGCGCGGCUACGUGUACCGGUGGGUAAAGGGA
Molecule: messenger RNA, 2022 nt
Organism: Prorocentrum cordatum
Lineage: Eukaryota; Dinophyceae; Prorocentrales; Prorocentraceae
Source: the annotation of a GenBank genome assembly